Messenger RNA from Aspergillus puulaauensis, 1086 nucleotides. RefSeq names its product RidA family protein. Lineage: Eukaryota; Fungi; Ascomycota; Eurotiomycetes; Eurotiales; Aspergillaceae. The transcript has a single exon. The record is from RefSeq and is a predicted model, not a curated record. The coding region runs from base 1 to 1086 and encodes 361 amino acids.
AUGGAUCCCGUCUUCCCCGCCAACACGCCCAAAGGCCUCGCCUACACUCCUGCCUUUGUCCUCCAGCCAGGGACCCAUAUCAAACCCCUCGGCCUGAUAUCGCCCAAAAGAGACGGAACCGUCCGCACUUCAAUAGCUGAUCAAACGCGCGAUUGCUUGCUAAACCUCUCUGAUGCUCUGUCCAGCCAUGGACCCGACGCGAAAGCUGUCAAACUUGUCCGCUUCAUGACAGAUGUGCGUGAAAUAUGGUCCAGCCAGCCCGAGUUCGACAAGCAUUUUGGAUCUAAUCUCCCGACCAGCACGCUGAUUGAAGUUCCUGUUUGCUCUGUGCCUGGAUUCCGCAUUGAACUCGACGUUUGGGCCGCAGUGCCGAGCUCUCAGGAGGGUCGUUCGCGGUCCCCUGGUUUCCUGGGGUUCGCCAAUGCAGGUGCCGGCCUUGGUGCCGGGAAAGGCGCGGCUGCGGAGUUCAAUGCCGCCAUAGAUGCUGUUACCAAUCGCAUAUCCGCAGUCGCUGGUUCAGGCCAUGUUGUCAAGCUGGAAGUAUACCUGUCGGAUAUGCGACUGUGGCCUAUCUGCCAGGACGUUGUUGCGUCACGCUACCCUACUCGCCCCCCUGUUGUCGUACCCAUUUCUGCCCCGAAGGUUCUCGAAGAAGGCACAAGCAUCAACGUGGAGGCUACGUUUGCACUGUCGUCUGUGACUGAAGGCACUUCUGAUAUUGCUCGAGUGCCCCUCGAUGGCCGUAUAAUUGCAAUUUCCGGGCAGCCUGCGAUUCCUGUUUUUGUCGGCGGAAUGGCGCGGGAUACGUACAAGCACCCCCCCGCAGGCUCUGCAGCUGAGCAAACGAUAGUCUCGCUGAGGAACCUCGAACAUAUCUUGGCGGCGGCAGGAUCUGACUGGGACAAUGUCUUUAAGACAACGUGGUAUGUCAUGGAUCUUCGCGAGUGGCCGCAGAUCCAACAAGCUGCCUACGCUGUUCUCGGUCGACCUCCCCCGAGUCCAACCGUGCUUGAGGUCUCGAAGCUGGUGGCACCGGCAGUCCGUGUUGAACCUGAUAUAUGGGCAGUCGUUAAGGCUGAUAGCUAA